Dama dama (fallow deer) is the source of this 1152-nucleotide messenger RNA. It is a transcript of the gene NPHS2, whose product is annotated as NPHS2 stomatin family member, podocin. The transcript is spliced from 8 exons. Gene Ontology annotation, cellular component: plasma membrane. NCBI's taxonomy places the organism in Eukaryota, Metazoa, Chordata, Mammalia, Artiodactyla, Cervidae. The record is from RefSeq and is a predicted model, not a curated record. Bases 1 to 1152 code for a protein of 383 amino acids.
AUGGAAAAGAGGGCUAGGAGCUCCUCCAGAGACGCCCACAGGAGAGGCAGCGGCUCCUCUCACAAGGAGAGCAAGAGGGCGAAGACAGACAGGGCCGGCCGGGGCCGCGGGCGCCGGAAUGCCGAGCGGGAGCAGCCGGCCCUCGGGCGGGCAGGGAGCCCGGGCGAGCCCCGAGCGCCGGCAGCCACUGUGGUGGACGUGGAUGAAGUCCGGGGCUCUGGCGAAGAGGGCACCGAAGUGGUGGCGCUGCUGGAGAGCGAGCGGCCCGAGGAAGGUACCAAGUCUUCCAGUUUAGGGGCCUGUGAGUGGCUUCUUGUCCUCACAUCCCUGCUCUUCAUCAUCGUGACCUUCCCUUUUUCUAUCUGGUUCUGCAUAAAGGUUGUACAGGAGUAUGAGAGAGUAAUUAUAUUCCGACUGGGACAUCUGCUUCCUGGAAGAGCCAAAGGCCCUGGCCUUUUCUUCUUUUUGCCCUGCCUGGAUACCUACCACAAGGUUGACCUUCGUCUCCAAACCUUGGAGAUACCCUUUCAUGAGAUUGUAACCAAAGACAUGUUUGUGAUGGAGAUAGAUGCCAUCUGCUACUACCGCAUGGAAAAUGCCUCUCUUCUCCUAAGCAGUCUUGCUCAUGUGUCCAAAGCUAUCCAAUUCCUUGUGCAAACCACCAUGAAGCGUCUCCUAGCACAUCGAUCCCUCACGGAAAUUCUUCUUGAGAGGAAGAACAUUGCUCAAGAUGUAAAGGUUGCCUUGGAUGCAGUGACCUGUAUUUGGGGAAUCAAAGUGGAGAGAACAGAAAUUAAGGACGUGCGCCUGCCGGCCGGGCUGCAACACUCAUUGGCGGUGGAAGCUGAAGCCCAGAGGCAAGCCAAAGUGCGGAUGAUCGCUGCAGAAGGGGAGAAGGCCGCCUCCGAGUCCCUGAGGAUGGCGGCCGAGAUUCUAUCAGGCACGCCAGCUGCUGCUCAGCUUCGGUACCUGCACACCCUUCAAUCCUUGUCCACAGAGAAACCUUCCACAGUGGUUUUACCUUUGCCAUUUGACUUGCUAAAUUUCCUGUCUUCUCCAAGCAAUAGAACUCAAGGAGGCAUCCCCUUACCAAAUCCUUCCAAACCUGUUGAGCCGCUGAAUCCUAAAAAGAAAGACUCUCCCAUGUUGUAG